GGAAGCUGAAGUCAAGUCUCACGAGCAGUCACGAUUUGCAACAGAAAGAUUAUUUCAGUCAGACUUUGUUUUUGACAUAUUAACAUGGUUAAAGUAUCGGUCAGAGAAUUUCAACUCUUAUCGAUGCUUGAUUGGACUGAAUAGGAGCAGCGAGGAAUGGAUCAAAUUACAGUUUAUUUUAUUCUAACAACCUGUUAUGCAAUAUACUCUAAUUUGACUAUUAGUCCAAACCAUUAAAGUGAAGGUUUUGGAACAUGGCUAACAAUAUUGUUGGUGAUUGGUCAGAAGAACUGCCUGUGAAUUUGACUGGCCAGAUAUGUCCAGAACAUGAUCCUUUCAAACUAGACUUCUUUUGCAAGGAGUGCAAGAGAGAAGUCUGUGUAAGGUGUGUGGCCUUUCAUCACUCUGACCAUGGUAUUGAAUAUUUGAAGGAUGAAAAAGAACAACUGUCAGAGCUAGGUAUUGAACAUUUGAAGGAUGAAAAAGAACAACUGUCAGAGCUACGGAAAGAGCUUGGAAAAAAAAAAGAAGAUGUGAAGUGCAGGAAGAAAUAUUGUGAGUAUAUGCUGACAAAGGUUCAUGAAAAGGCAGAGGAAGAUUUAUGUUCUAUUGAUCAAGAUAGAGACAGGAGGAGAUCAUCAGUACAGCUGACGAAAAAUGACUUUGAGAGACGUAUUAAGGGCUGUAUAGAGAGUCUUGAAAAAGAGGAGGAUAGAAUAUAUGCUCUUGAAUUUUCAUCAGAAGCAGUCCUGUUAAGAAGACAAGGAGCUGGUGACAAAAACACUUUGGGUGAUACCCAGGAGGAUUUAAGAAAGUGCAUUAGUGCCCCACUCCCUCGUGUUAAGACAUAUAAUGAUUUGAAGUCAAAAUUCCGGAGAAUAGUGUCUCCCAACCGCUUCUCAUCAUCCAGUAGUAGUACUAGUAGUACCUCUUUGCCUUUCAGCCCUGAAGAUAGUAGCAUAUUGGAAGAAACAGGGACCUUAUUUAGUCGUGGAAGUGCUUUUGACAAUUUUGGUGCUGCUGGAGGGCUAGUAUUUAAGUGUGAUAGACAAGAAGAAGUUUUUGAAGGGUGUGAUCUGAACUCUAGAAGAGAUGAUUUAGUUUUGUCGGAGCUGGUUUCUCAUCUCCUACCUGAACACUUAACACCACUAGGUUUGAACUUGGGUGUGGGUAAUCCUAUUAUUGCACACAUUGUACAUAAUAACCCUCGAGACAUAGGUAAGGCAAUAUUCCAGGUGCUUAAGGAAUGGAAAAGAAAUCUGUGUACUGAAGUCUUAAUGGAGGGACAUUUCAAGACACUAGAAGAAUGCCUCAGAAAAAUUAAGAAUGAUGAUGCAGCUGACUGGCUCACAGAAAGAAUGAAGGAUUCUGCUGAUCAACCUAUGGAGACUUCAUCAUCCUGUGCCAAACUUGUUCAACCAUCCUCUUCUCCUGGCAAAUUGAUGCCACCCCCCUCGUCUGCUGACCCACUUGUGCAACCCUCCCCAUCUCCUGUCCAACUUGUUCUACCCUCCCCAUCUCCUGUCCAAUUUGUGCAACAAUCCUCAUCUCCUGGCCAACUUGUACAACCUUCCUCAUCUCCUGGUCAACUUGUACAACCUUCCUCAUCUCCUGGUCAACUUGUACAACCUUCCUCAUCUUCUGGCCAAUUUGUGCAACCCUCCUUAUACCCUGGCCAACUUGUAGAACCCUCCCCAUCUCAUGGCCAACUUGUACAACCAUCCUCAUGUCCUGGCCAACUUGUGCUACCCACUUCCUCUCCUGGCCAACUUGUACAACCAUCCUCAUCUCCUGGUCAACUUGUAAAACCCUUCUCAUCUCCUGGCCAACUCGUACAACCCUUUUCAUCUCCUGGCCAACUUGUGCAACCCUCCUCAUCUUCUGGCCAUCUUGUGCAACCCUCCCCAUCUCCUGGCCAACUUGUGCAACCCUCCCCAUCUCAUGGUCGACUUGUGCAACCCUCCUCAUCUUCUGGCCAUCUUGUGCAACCCUCCCCAUCUCCUGUCCAACUUGUGCAACCCUCCCCAUCUCCUGACCAACUUGUGCAACCCUCCCCAUCUCCUGUCCAACUUGUGCAACCCUCUUCAUCUUCUGGCCAACUUGUGCAACGAUCCUCCUCUCUUGGCCAACUUGUACAACCUUCCUUAUCUCCUGGCCAAAUUGUACAACCUUCCUCAUCUCCUGGCCAACUUGUACAACCUUCCUCAUCUCCUGGCCAACUUGUGCAACCCUCCUCUUCUUCUGCCAGUACACCACCAGUACAAUUUCCCUCAUCCGAGUAAUCUAUUGGCUGCUCCAAGUGCACUUGAUCUGUCUUUUUCUUCAUCUCCUUGCCAACCUAUGCAUCCCACUCUCUCCCUUUCCAACCUCUAACCUCGUGGUCAACGUGCACGACAUGGACAAGCAUCCUCAUCUACUGACCAACUUGUGCAGCCGUCUUCCUCUUCAGACUUUA
Molecule: messenger RNA, 2455 nt
Organism: Lytechinus variegatus (green sea urchin)
Lineage: Eukaryota; Metazoa; Echinodermata; Echinoidea; Temnopleuroida; Toxopneustidae
Product: mesocentin-like
Exons: 3
Coding region: 255-2282 (675 amino acids)
Biological process (GO): signal transduction
Molecular function (GO): zinc ion binding; protein binding
Source: RefSeq, a predicted model, not a curated record